This is a messenger RNA of Lasiosphaeria miniovina, 834 nucleotides long. RefSeq lists its product as uncharacterized. The record is from RefSeq and is a predicted model, not a curated record. The transcript is spliced from 2 exons. Lineage: Eukaryota; Fungi; Ascomycota; Sordariomycetes; Sordariales; Lasiosphaeriaceae. The coding region runs from base 463 to 834 and encodes 123 amino acids.
AGGUAGGUCUUCUAGACGGUUCUAGAAGCCGUAAGUGGCCCUAUAUUCGAUAGUCUUCUAGUAGGCUCGUAGGGGGUUUGAGAAGGUGCUCUGGGGCCUGGCUAGCAAUUUGGGUAUAGCGCCCACAUUAGCCAUACUUUAACAAGUAUCUUUGAGUGAAUAUGUGUGUUACACACAGACUUGACUGAGGUGGGCUUGACGGGACUUGACAAAGCCACGGCGGCCUGCGUUCAGCACUUCUUCCUCAGCCAUGGGUUACUCCCAUUGGGUCCUGACCCGUUGGCAUCUUCAAGACCCCCUGUUCGUGAAACCCUGAAUCACAGAGAGGCAACCGGCAGAAAUAUAUGCCCUCCUGGGUUACUUAUCUGGACCUCCCUAUUCCUCUCUCUCCAUCUUCUUCUUCUCCCUCAAGCAACUCUCCAUCUCCUCUCGGCAGUGCGCGCCCGCGCCAGCAGAACCAUCAUGUCGCGCAAGAAGAACAGCCAGACCAACGUCGAGAAGCAGCGGCGCAAUGAGGUUGUCAAGCGAUUCGACGACUACUUCGGUGCUGGCAAGCUGGAGGACUGGCAGCGCCUGUGCAUCAAGAUAGGCCUGGACGCCGACGGAUGCGACCUUUCUAGCAUCACCAAGUGCCGCAAGGCACUGAAAUCCGUGUACAUCAACAUAUACGAUCUCGUGGAGGCCAUCAACAAAGGGGAGGAGGUGCCACGCUUCGCCAGCCUGGACCAGCUGGUGCGCUACACGCUGGGGACGCGCAGGAUCUAUCCGAAGGCGCAGGCCAAGAAGUAUGGGCCGGUGAGGGCACUGAUGCGGAAUGUGUUUCGGGAUGAGUGA